GCCCCCCGCAGCCUGGGGAGCCCGCGCCCCGGACCCGCCGAGCCAGCGCUGUGGGUGGCGGCGCGAUGCUGUGCUUCCUCAGGGGGAUGGCUUUCGUCCCCUUCCUCCUGGUGACCUGGUCGUCCGCCGCCUUCAUCAUCUCCUACGUGGUCGCAGUGCUCGCCGGGCACGUCAACCCCUUCCUCCCCUACAUCAGUGAUACAGGAACAACGCCUCCAGAGAGUGGUAUUUUUGGAUUUAUGAUAAACUUCUCUGCAUUUCUUGGUGCAGCCACAAUGUAUACAAGAUAUAAAAUAGUAGAGAAGCAAAAUCAGACCAGCUAUUUCAGCACUCCUGUUUUUAACCUGGUGUCACUAGUGCUUGGGCUGGUGGGCUGCAUCGGAAUGGGCAUUGUCGCCAACUUCCAGGAGCUGGCUGUCCCUGUGGUCCACGACGGUGGUGCUCUGUUGGCCUUCGUCUGCGGUGUGGUGUACACGCUCCUGCAAUCCAUCAUCUCUUACAAGUCGUGUCCCCAAUGGAACAGCCUGCUAACGUGCCACAUACGCAUGGCCAUCUCUGCUGUGUCCUGUGCAGCUGUUGUCCCCAUGAUUGCUUGUGCAUCAUUAAUUUCUAUAACCAAGCUGGAGUGGAAUCCAAAAGAAAAGGAUUAUAUUUAUCACGUAGUGAGUGCGAUCUGUGAAUGGACGGUGGCCUUUGGUUUUAUUUUCUACUUCCUAACAUUCAUUCAAGACUUCCAGAGUGUCACCCUAAGGAUAUCCACAGAAAUCAAUGAUGACAUUUGAAGGAGGAAGAAUUCUGUCACUGGCAGUGAAAGUCACAGAUGAUCUCCUCACGUGGCACAGAGGACAGGCAGGGUGUUAGCAUUGCUCCACCUGGAGUGCAACUGUGACCCAUCCAGGACUUGAAUUUCCUUAAGAAUUCCCAAUAGUUGUACUAUUUCCAAAGUGGUUUGGGCUUCGCCAUUCUCAGACAACUCUCUUCAACCUGGACAGUUAACCACAGAAAUUGUUCCAUGGGCUAGACAAAGUGGGACACCGGGCUUGGCAAACGGAGAAGGCCAAAGUCACUCCAGACAGUCACGUUCUGCUGAUUCUGUGCAACCUCUAAAGCUGGCCUUAUCCGCAUUUUACUGCUACUUCUCAUGUCUAUGAACUUGGCAUUUUCUUGGAUCUCCUGACUAAAAGAAUAAAGUGAA
Messenger RNA from Condylura cristata (star-nosed mole), 1195 nucleotides. It is a transcript of the gene DRAM1, whose product is annotated as DNA-damage regulated autophagy modulator 1. The transcript has 8 exons. Lineage: Eukaryota; Metazoa; Chordata; Mammalia; Eulipotyphla; Talpidae. Gene Ontology annotation, cellular component: lysosome. Gene Ontology annotation, biological process: regulation of autophagy. The coding region runs from base 66 to 782 and encodes 238 amino acids. The record is from RefSeq and is a predicted model, not a curated record.